Molecule: messenger RNA, 1403 nt
Organism: Manihot esculenta (cassava)
Lineage: Eukaryota; Viridiplantae; Streptophyta; Magnoliopsida; Malpighiales; Euphorbiaceae
Exons: 4
Coding region: 641-1255 (204 amino acids)
Source: RefSeq, a predicted model, not a curated record
AAAUAAACAAACCUGCAAUCAAAAUAACCCAUAAAACCCAACCCUAAAUCUCUCUCAACUCUCAAAGUUUACUGCCGCCCUCCCCUCCCCCAUUCGGCCUCUACGUCACUCGUCUGGUGCGCCUCCCGCCGAUCGUGCUCCACGCUGUCAACGUCGUUUCUGCGUUCGGUUCCUGCUCUUCUCCGCCGCUUCCUCUGCUCCAGUCUUGCUGUCCGGUGCUGCUCCUCGCCGCGUCCUCGGUCACUGCAGGUUUGUGAGAUCUAUUUAUUUCUUAAAUUUGUGAAAAUAUUAAGAUUUAUGUGAAGUUUUCGUUUGUGAGAUUAUUGAAAAUUAUUUGUAAUAAAGAUUAUUGUGAACGGACUGAGAGUUGUUUUAGUGAGAUUAUUGAAAAUUUUUGAAAUAAACACUACCAUUCAGAGUUGUUUUCGUGAUAUUGAGAUGUAUUUUAGAAUAUUGUUAAUGUGGAUUUUGUGUGAAUUUUUUAUUUUUUGUUUUUGUUGUGAUUAUGACUUAAUCGGGUUCGGUCGUGUCUGAGGAUAAGCUGCCUUCUUACUUGGCCCGUCACACCAUUCUAGUGCUUGGUACUGUUGUAGACCCAUCUGCAGCUGUUUUGGUUCUUGCUGUCACUGUACUCUUGUGCAUGGGAAUCAAGGAGAGCUCAUUGGCGCAAGCCAUUGUUACAACAGUGAAUAUAUGUGGGAUGCUGUUUAUCAUAAUAGUGGGCGGAUAUUUGGCUUUUAAGACUGGAUGGAUUGGUUAUGAACUUCCUAGUGGGUACUUCCCUCUUGGUUUAAAUGGGAUGCUUGGAGGCUCUGCUGUAGUAUUCUUUUCAUUCAUUGGUUUUGACGUUGUUGCUAGCACAGCUGAAGAGGUUUUGACUGUAGAAGGUCUUCAGCACCUUGGGUUUCUGAUUCAAUUUGGUGAUAAGGGUUCUGAAAGAGUUUCAUUAAGUCAAGCUGCUCCAUUUUUUGCCAAUUCAGAUCCUGACAUGCUUGCAGUUCCUGUUCCUGCAGUACAAGUCCAUGAUUGGGUUUUGCAGAAUAUAGCCUCUGCUUUGGAACAUAUCACUGAAAGAAUUUCUGCAAAAGAAAAUGGGCCAUCGAGUUUCUUUGAUAAUGAUGUUGCCAUGGCUGAUGCCUGCACAAGUUCAAUCAAGGGCUCGCCAAGUGCAAGGGGAUCAAGUUUUAUUGAGGGGAUCUCUAAAUCUUCAUAUGUAAGACAAGCAUCAGAUCUUACUGAUUUAAAUAUGGAUUAGCAUGAUGCCAUAUCUCACUGACUUAAAUAAUAUGUUUUAUUAUAUGAAUUUUAUACUAUUUGGAUACAUUAUGUAUUUUGAGAUAUUUUAAGUUUCUUAGUGUUGAACUAUAAUAAUGUUUUGGACUUUUAGAUUGCAAAUUAUGAAA